This is a messenger RNA of Daktulosphaira vitifoliae (grape phylloxera), 1077 nucleotides long. RefSeq names its product tigger transposable element-derived protein 4-like. The transcript is spliced from 2 exons. The record is from RefSeq and is a predicted model, not a curated record. The coding region runs from base 1 to 1077 and encodes 358 amino acids. Gene Ontology annotation, cellular component: nucleus. Gene Ontology annotation, molecular function: DNA binding. NCBI's taxonomy places the organism in Eukaryota, Metazoa, Arthropoda, Insecta, Hemiptera, Phylloxeridae.
AUGAGUUUAAAACGUAAGUGUUUGUCAAUUUCUGACAAGAAAAGAAUAAUUGAAGCAGUCGAAAGUAGCAAAAAGAAAAAAGAUGUAGCGGAUAGUUUUCAAAUCCCUUCUUCAUCACUUUCUACAAUUUUGAAACAGAAAGAAGCGAUUUUUAAUAAAACUGACGCAGAAGGUAGCCGAAAAAAGAACCGACCAAGUGAGUUUUCCCGUUUAGAACAGUGUUUGUUCACUUGGUUCAAUCAAGUUAGGCAGCAAAACAUUCCAGUGAGUGGUAUAUUAAUCAAGGAAAAAGCCAAAAGUUUUGCUGAAAUAUUAGAUAUCUCAGAUUUUACUGCUAGUGAUGGCUGGUUAUCUAAUUUUAAAAAGCGUCAUAACUUGGUGUUCAGAAAAAUUUGUGGAGAAAGUGCAAGCGUCGAUAAUGGUAUCUGUGAGAAUUGGAAGGUGAAACUUCAAUACUUGUUAUGUGAAUACGAUCCGAAAAAUGUGUUCAAUGCUGACGAGACAGGACUAUUUUUUAAAUGUUUACCAGACCGAACACUAACGUAUAAAAAUGAAAAGUGCCAUGGAGGAAAACUGAGUAAGGAGCGAGUUACAUUACUUUUUGCGGUAAAUAUGGAUGGUUCGGAGAAAUUGAAGCCCUUAUUUAUAGGUAAAUCCGCUAAACCUAGGUGCUAUAAAAACGUCAAAUCUUUGCCGGUGAUGUAUAGAAACAACAGAAAAUCGUGGAUGACUACCGAACUUUGGAACGAAUGGCUUGAAACCCUCAACAAUGACAUGCAAAAACAACGCAGAAAAAUUAUCAUAUUCGUUGAUAAUUGCACUGCCCAUAACAAUCUCUCUACUCUCUCUAACGUGCGAAUUGAAUUCUUUCAGAAAGCUUGGAACAAUGUGACUGUACAAACGAUUCGUAACUGCUUUAGAACGUGUGGAUUUGGCAAAACAGAAGACGAAAUCGCUGCCACUUUAGCAGUUGACAAUCAAUGGUAUAGAUUAUCUACUGUUCUAGUCGAGCAGUUAUCAACGUUUGAGGAAUUUGUUGCUAUCGACGAUGAUUCGGCUGUGUGUUUCUCUCAAUGA